This is a messenger RNA of Venturia canescens, 978 nucleotides long. RefSeq names its product translocon-associated protein subunit gamma. Lineage: Eukaryota; Metazoa; Arthropoda; Insecta; Hymenoptera; Ichneumonidae. Bases 143 to 706 code for a protein of 187 amino acids. The record is from RefSeq and is a predicted model, not a curated record. The transcript is spliced from 3 exons. Gene Ontology annotation, cellular component: membrane; endoplasmic reticulum. Gene Ontology annotation, biological process: SRP-dependent cotranslational protein targeting to membrane.
GUUGAGCGCAUGCGCUUCGAAUUGCUCUGAUCGGCAUCGAGUACGAGUAUAGAGUUGUUAGUCGACCAGACAACCUGAUUUUCCUUCCAGCUCCAGUUGUCACUGUGGAUUAUAUUUAAAAACUCACACUCCAUCAGGAUUAAUGAAACGUUCAACGAUGUCCGGAAAAUCGAAAGCAUUUACGAAGGAGGAAGAAUUACUUCUUCAAGAUUUUUCAAGGAACGUAUCAACUAAAUCUUCCGCAUUAUUUUACGGCAAUGCCUUCAUCGUUUCGGCUAUUCCAAUCUGGCUCUUCUGGAGGAUUCACCUAAUCGAUCUGUAUUCUAAUUUGAUCUCGUUUGUCUUGGUCACAUUAGUCAGCACGUAUGCUCUAGCGCUAGCUUACAAGAAUACUAAGUUCGUCCUGAAACAUAAGAUCGCUGUGAAACGUGAAGACGCUGUAACGAGGGAGAUGAGCCGUAAACUGGCAGAGGAUAAGAAAAUGAGCAAGAAGGAAAAAGACGAAAGAAUUUUGUGGAAAAAGAACGAAGUGGCAGAUUACGAAGCGACAACAUUCUCAAUUUUUUACAACAACGCUCUCUUCUUGGCUCUUGUAAUCGUCUCGUCUUUCUACAUUCUUAAAACGUUCACACCGGCGUUCAAUUACGUUCUUUCGGUUGGAGCAACGAGUGCUCUUCUGGCCUUAUUGUCAACGGGCUCUCAAUAAUGAUAUGCGGAAAAUCGCUUUAUUUGAACGAGAUUUUAUCGAAAUAUCGUUGCUAAGUUAAUCCUUAAAAAAACCCUGCGAAUGUUUAGUAAGAUUGUCUUUUGAUACGUGCGAGUGUGCAAGAACAACAAAUACCCUAUUUAUAAUAAAAAUAUUUAAAAAAAAGCUCCCCUGUUUGUCCUCACUUGUUCAUUGACGCCUAUCGAAUCGAUAAUUCAUUGCACGAUCAACGUUCAAUAAAAAUCUGAAUAACCUUACCCUUAACGGGCUAA